AAAAUUAAAGAUAUUAUAACCAUGUGCUUUUGCUUAUUAUACAGGCUUUACUUAACCAGACUAGGUAGAAACAGACAUUACAGACAGCUAAGAGGUAUUGAAACCCCUCAUGUUGAUCCCUACCAAAGUUUGCAUUUUGGCGAGGAAGGCAAGGGGAUAGAGAUCAAGGUCGUCCCAUAUCUUGAAGACAAUUACGGCUAUAUUGUAAUUGAUGAAGUCACUGGAGAUGUUGCCCUUGUAGACCCAGCAGAUCCUGAUACUUUUGAUGAAUAUUUAGAAAAAUAUUUGUCUCUUGGAGAGAAAAACCAGGAAGAACAGAAGUUUGAGAAAGAAAGGAAUGGUAAAAUGAUAGUCUUGACUACACAUAAGCAUUGGGACCACGCAGCUGGAAACCUCCAGAUCCAAGAAAAGUUUCCAGAAGUAGAAAUCUAUGGCAGCAAGCAGGACCAAGUGGAGGGCUGCACUAACUUUGUGGAUGAUGGAGAUAUCAUCAAGUUUGGCAAUGGAUACGAGAUUGAAGUGAUCUUGACACCUUGACACACAGUUGGUCAUUCCGUAUAUGUAAUCAGAGGAGUUGGGGAUGAAACAAUAGCUUUCACAGGAGAUUUUCUAUUCAUGGGCUCCUGUGGAAUGUUUUUCGAAGGAACUCCAAGACAAAUGCAGCAAUGCUUUGACAAAUUCUUGGAUAGAUGCCCACCAGAGACUAAAUUACUCUAUGGUCAUGAAUAUGCUCUUGAUGAUUUGAAAUAUGCAGCCUUUGUAGAUCCUGAAAAUGAAGCAGUGCAUAAGAUGCUUGAAGAAGUUGAGCAAAAGGUGGAAAAUAGAGAGAUUUGCCUUCCAGGAACCCUUGCUGACGAGCUUACAUUUAACCCAUUCUUAAGAGCUGAUACUGAAAUCUUACAAAAGCGAACUAAUACGGACGAUAAAAUCGAUUGUCUGUCUCAAUUAAGAAAGUGGAAAGACGCAAAGGAGCAUUUGAAGGAAAACACUAAGGUUAAAUUUCAAUAA
Molecule: messenger RNA, 1008 nt
Organism: Moneuplotes crassus
Lineage: Eukaryota; Ciliophora; Spirotrichea; Euplotida; Euplotidae
Source: the annotation of a GenBank genome assembly